CGGUGUGCGCAGAGGCCGUCGACCAACGAUCAAGCCGGACCUAGACGAACCGGACAUCAAGAAGCCGAGAAACUGUACGGGCGACGAGGCAGAGGCGACCGGGAGGGAGGAGAGCUGUACAGAACAACAACAGGGGGAAUAACCAGAAAGAAGUCGCGGAUGUUAAAGGAAUUGUACAGCCGGUAG
This is a messenger RNA of Ilex paraguariensis (yerba mate), 186 nucleotides long. The record is from the annotation of a GenBank genome assembly. NCBI's taxonomy places the organism in Eukaryota, Viridiplantae, Streptophyta, Magnoliopsida, Aquifoliales, Aquifoliaceae.